Peromyscus eremicus (cactus mouse) is the source of this 2270-nucleotide messenger RNA. It is a transcript of the gene Rps6ka2, whose product is annotated as ribosomal protein S6 kinase A2. Gene Ontology annotation, molecular function: ribosomal protein S6 kinase activity; ATP binding; magnesium ion binding. Gene Ontology annotation, biological process: protein phosphorylation; intracellular signal transduction. The transcript has 21 exons. The record is from RefSeq and is a predicted model, not a curated record. The coding region runs from base 48 to 2249 and encodes 733 amino acids. Lineage: Eukaryota; Metazoa; Chordata; Mammalia; Rodentia; Cricetidae.
AUGCGCGCCCGCCGGCCCUGCGGCUCCUGGCAGCUGGGCGCGGGGCGAUGGAGCUAAGCAUGAAGAAGUUCACGGUGCGCAGGUUCUUCUCCGUGUACCUGCGCAAGAAGUCGCGCUCCAAGAGCUCCAGUCUGAGUCGCCUCGAGGAAGAAGGCAUCGUAAAGGAGAUUGAUAUUAGCAACCAUGUGAAGGAAGGCUUUGAGAAGGCAGACCCUUCCCAGUUUGAGCUGCUGAAGGUUUUGGGACAAGGAUCCUAUGGGAAGGUAUUCUUGGUGAGGAAGGUCACAGGAUCGGAUGCUGGUCAGCUCUAUGCCAUGAAGGUCCUGAAGAAAGCCACCUUGAAAGUGCGGGACCGGGUCAGAUCUAAGAUGGAGAGAGACAUCCUGGCAGAAGUGAAUCAUCCUUUCAUCGUCAAGCUGCAUUAUGCCUUUCAGACCGAGGGCAAGCUCUACCUGAUUCUGGACUUCCUGCGGGGAGGGGACCUCUUUACCAGGCUUUCCAAAGAGGUCAUGUUCACUGAGGAGGAUGUCAAGUUCUACCUGGCUGAGUUGGCCUUGGCUCUGGACCACCUUCACGGCCUGGGGAUUAUCUACAGGGAUCUGAAGCCAGAGAAUAUCCUCCUGGAUGAAGAGGGACAUAUUAAGAUCACAGAUUUUGGCUUGAGCAAGGAGGCCAUCGACCACGACAAGAGAGCCUAUUCGUUCUGUGGGACUAUUGAAUACAUGGCGCCUGAGGUGGUGAACCGGCGGGGACACACGCAGAGUGCUGACUGGUGGUCCUUUGGUGUGCUCAUGUUCGAGAUGCUCACAGGGUCCCUGCCAUUCCAGGGGAAGGACAGGAAGGAAACAAUGGCCCUCAUCCUCAAAGCCAAGCUGGGCAUGCCACAGUUCCUCAGCAUGGAGGCACAGAGCCUGCUGAGGGCCCUCUUCAAGCGGAACCCCUGCAACCGGCUAGGUGCUGGCAUUGACGGAGUGGAGGAGAUCAAGCGUCAUCCUUUCUUUGUCACCAUUGAUUGGAAUAAGCUGUACCGCAAGGAAAUCAAGCCACCCUUCAAGCCUGCAGUGGGCAGGCCUGAGGACACCUUCCACUUUGACCCCGAGUUUACUGCAAGGACACCCACAGACUCCCCCGGUGUCCCCCCAAGUGCAAAUGCCCAUCACCUGUUCAGAGGAUUCAGCUUCGUGGCCUCCAGCCUGGUCCAGGAGCCCUCCCAGCAAGACAUGCCCAAGGCCUCCAUUCACCCAAUUGUGCAGCAGUUGCAUGGGAACAACAUCCACUUCACUGAUGGCUAUGAGAUCAAGGAGGACAUCGGGGUGGGCUCCUACUCAAUCUGCAAGCGGUGUGUACACAAAGCCACCGAUGCUGAGUACGCUGUGAAGAUCAUCGAUAAGAGCAAAAGGGACCCCUCAGAAGAGAUCGAGAUCCUCCUGCGGUAUGGCCAGCACCCCAACAUCAUCACCCUAAAAGACGUCUAUGACGAUGGCAAGUACGUAUACCUGGUGAUGGAGCUCAUGCGAGGUGGGGAGCUGCUGGACCGUAUCCUCCGUCAACGGUGCUUCUCAGAGCGUGAGGCCAGUGACGUGCUGUACACCAUCGCCAGGACCAUGGACUACCUGCACUCCCAAGGGGUUGUUCAUCGGGACCUGAAACCGAGUAACAUCCUGUACAUGGAUGAGUCUGGAAACCCUGAAUCUAUCCGCAUCUGUGACUUUGGGUUUGCCAAGCAGCUGCGAGCAGAGAAUGGGCUGCUGAUGACGCCCUGCUACACGGCGAACUUUGUGGCCCCCGAGGUCCUGAAGCGGCAAGGCUACGAUGCAGCAUGUGAUGUCUGGAGCUUGGGAAUCCUGCUGUACACCAUGCUGGCUGGGUUCACCCCUUUUGCCAAUGGACCAGAUGACACCCCUGAGGAGAUUCUGGCGAGGAUCGGCAGUGGGAAGUACGCCCUUUCUGGUGGAAACUGGGACUCCAUAUCUGACGCAGCCAAAGAUGUCGUGUCCAAGAUGCUUCACGUGGACCCGCAGCAGCGCCUAACAGCAGUUCAAGUGUUGAAACACCCGUGGAUUGUGAACAGAGAGUACCUAUCCCAAAACCAGCUGAGCAGACAAGACGUCCAUCUAGUAAAGGGUGCCAUGGCAGCCACCUACUUGGCUCUGAACAGGACCCCACAGGCACCAAGGCUGGAGCCCGUGCUGUCAUCUAGCCUGGCCCAGCGCAGGGGGAUGAAGAGACUCACAUCCACCAGGUUGUAGUGGCCGGCCUGCCCUCCAGCC